Harpia harpyja (harpy eagle) is the source of this 1341-nucleotide messenger RNA. RefSeq names its product homeobox protein vex1-like. The transcript is spliced from 5 exons. Bases 1 to 1017 code for a protein of 338 amino acids. Gene Ontology annotation, biological process: regulation of transcription by RNA polymerase II; cell differentiation. The record is from RefSeq and is a predicted model, not a curated record. NCBI's taxonomy places the organism in Eukaryota, Metazoa, Chordata, Aves, Accipitriformes, Accipitridae. Gene Ontology annotation, molecular function: DNA-binding transcription factor activity, RNA polymerase II-specific; RNA polymerase II cis-regulatory region sequence-specific DNA binding. Gene Ontology annotation, cellular component: nucleus.
AUGGAGAGGACGGCGGUAGAUACGGCAUGUCAAAUCAAAGGAGGUUUGGUUUACAAAAGCAGAGAUGAAGGAAGUAAAGGACUGGAUGUUUAUGAAGCAUUCCCUUCUGAAUCCUUGUCCUUCACACCAGGAGAUAAAGAUUUAAAAUCACGGCGUGGUUCAAGAGUCGAGGCCAGCUCGGGCCGCAUAAAAAGUCCAGGCCGUGAUGCGAUUAUCAGCGGCUACGUGGUCAAGAGACGACUCGGAGCUGAACUUGGCGCCAGCCAGGGCGGCUUCAGUGAGCGGGGACCGUCGGCAGCCACGGCAGAGAUGGAGAAGGGGCCCUUCUCGGUAGAGUGGCUGGCCCAGAGCAGCCGCGGCGCAGCCCAGCCCGCGGCCCGCCGGCCCCGCUCCCCGCCCGGAGGAGCCGGCAGCCAGGAGAGCCCGGCGGACCUCGCCGCGCUCCGGGACCGGGAGGCCGCGGACCGCAGCAGCAGCCUCGGGCACGAAGCGGAGGCGGGCGGCGGGGCCGUGCCCGGUCGGCCCCGCACCAAGUUCUCGGCCGCGCAGCUGCAGGAGCUGGAGCGGAGCUUCCGCGAGCAGCGCUAUAUCGGCGCCAGCGAGAAGCGGCGCCUGGCCGCCGCGCUGAACCUCUCCCAGAGCCAGAUAAAAACCUGGUUUCAGAAUCGUCGUAUGAAGUUUAAACGUCAGACUCAGGAUGCCAGGGUAGAAGCUCUUUUCUCAGGCUUAUUUUUGCCCUAUCGUUGUUACCCAGAUAUUGCCACAUCCAGCUAUUCUCAGGGGAUGGAUGUCAAUGUAUCUUCUACCUCUGCUGUUUCCCUUCACCCAGCUAUGCCAAGCCCUGCCUUGUUGUUACCUUCUGUUCCAGCUCCGUCCCUGCAGCCAGUUUUGCCAAGUCCAGCUUUACUAUUGCCUCCCAGCCCCGGAUUAUCUUGUUACUCUUCUGUAAUUCCAGCAAUGACUCUAACCGAUGACAGUAAAAGACUGAGGUUCCAGCCAUAUCUUCCUUCCUGUUAAAAAUGCCAAAGAUUACCUGUAAUCUAAAUAAGAACUGCCAAAUAUCUCCAAGAGUAAUUAUUUAACUUAUUGUGUUAUAUUAAAUAGAUUGACGAUUCAAUUUUUUUUUUUAAUCAAAUUUGGGGGUUUAUGUUAAAGGAGAAGAUAAUUUGCCUCUACUAGAGAAGUAAUACUGAGAGUGGAAGUGGAAGACUUGAAACUUCCCUUUAUUCCUACAGUCUUCGCUAUGCUGUACUGAAACUUCUAUAUGAAUUUUCCUAUCCAAAAGUUUGUUUUCAGAAAACAACCUAUAAUCAUGUGGGGAUCUCCACUGAAAAAGUGGAG